Molecule: messenger RNA, 2381 nt
Organism: Emys orbicularis (European pond turtle)
Lineage: Eukaryota; Metazoa; Chordata; Testudines; Emydidae
Gene: ARL6IP5
Product: ADP ribosylation factor like GTPase 6 interacting protein 5
Exons: 3
Coding region: 32-598 (188 amino acids)
Biological process (GO): negative regulation of transport
Cellular component (GO): membrane
Source: RefSeq, a predicted model, not a curated record
GGCGCAGCGCACGGAGCCGGAUGGGAGAGCGAUGGAUGUGCAACUAGCACCCCGGAGAGCCUGGGACGACUUCUUCCCCGGCUUCGAGCGCUUCGCCUGGCCGGAUUUCAAAGACGUGUCCAAAUGGAACAACCGGGUGGUCAGCAACCUGCUCUAUUACCAGACCAAUUACCUGCUGCUGGCGGCCGUGGUCAUCUCCAUCGUGGGAUUUCUGAGCCCACUGAACAUGAUCCUUGGUGGCACCGUAGUAGUGCUGGUGUUCACAGGUUUUGUGUGGGCAUCACACAACAAAGACAUCCUUCGCAAGUUCAAGAAGCAGUACCCAACUGUGUUUGUGGUAGCCAUCCUGCUGUCUAGUUACUUCUUGAUAUCCUAUUUUGGAGGUGUCAUGGUGUUCAUAUUUGGGAUAACAUUUCCUCUACUGUUGAUAUUUAUCCAUGCGUCUCUGAGGCUUCGGAGCAUAAAGAACAAGCUGGAGAAUAAAAUGGAAGUAAUAGGUUUGAAGAAGACCCCUAUGGGCAUAGUACUUGAUGCCCUUGAUCAGCAGGAAGAGAACAUCAACAAACUGGCUGAUUACAUCGCUAAAGUGAAGGAAUAAGGGGCACAUAAUAUGGCUCUUAUCUGUUGCAGGAAUUUAGUUGCUAUUUACUCUUGUCAAAGCUUGCUUUCAAUUUGUCUGUGAGAUGCACGUACUGUACAGAUUGACAAUGGCAAGAUACAGGUAUACAAAGUUAUUCAGGGCUCCUCUAAGACUGGGGAGGAGAGAGUCACCUUUCUAUAAUAUGAUAAAAUGUCUUCCUGUUAGUGCAUAUGUGUGUAAUGGUUUAAAGCACUUGUUUUCUGGCAGGGGAGGUGGGGGAGAAACAAACAUGAAUUGCAGCCUCUGAACCUGUUCUUGGUAGCCAGUGUCAUGUCUAAGUAUUUAUAAUGCACUUCAUUAGAGGGAUGGUAUGGGGUGGGGGGACUGUUUAGUGCUCUACUGGUUGGCUAACAAUGUCACCAGACAAAAAUCUGUCAAAGUCAGGAUUGGCUGAAUGCUCUGCCAAUACUUUUUUUUUUUUUUUUUUUCAUUUCCUCCCCCUCCCCCGACUUCCCUAAAAGACCCUCUAGGGGGGUGUCAUCUUAACUUACCUUUUCAAGUGGGUUAUAUUCAAGCCAUCUUAUCUGAAGUAGCAAAUGGAAAGAAUACAUUGACUAGAGCGCACAAGUCACUUCACACACUCCUAGUCUGUUCACAAAAUGUAAUAUUUUCUUAUAGCAGGAGAUCAAAGUCUAAAUGGGCAACAUAUGUAAACUAUAUAGCACCCUUGUCCAGCUCUGCCCGCAAUACACCUAUGCAAAUUCGACUGAAUUCCAUAGGAGAGGCACAUGUGUCUCUGAAGGUUAUUAUGAGCCUUAAAUGUCUCUGUGAAAUCGUGGCUCUCUUGAAGUCCAUGGAAGUUGGGUGGUUUUUUGUUUUUUGUUUUUUGUUUUGUUUUUUGUUUUGCCAUUGACUUCAAGAGAGCCACGAUUUCACACUUAUAAGGUGUGGGGUUUUGUGGUUGAUUUCUUUUUUUUUUUUUUUAUGCUUAAAAAAACAAAACUGGACUGUAAGAAUAGCUAGGACACUCUCUUAUUUGGAGUUCUGUUUUUUGAAAAACAAAACUGUCACUUGAGAUUUUAGGACUUGCCUCAUUGUCCAAAUUGUGGUCUGACUCUCUUCCAGUUUAAAGACGACACUGGCUAAAACAUACAUUUUGCUAACUUAUUCCACUUGUGGCUCUGUUCAGGGGAAAUAAGACUAGAUUUCAGACUUAUAAAUAAAAACAAUAAAUUGCAUAUUCUUAGAACCAUUUCCAAAUUCAUGUAAGCAAUUACUUUCAAGAGCUCUUGUUACAAAUCUCUUCAGUAAACUUCAGCUUGACUGCAGUCUGUGCUACCUAAACCAUAUGCAUGGAAAAACGUAUGCAGAUUAACAUAGUGUGUAACUAGCACUCUUGCAUCUCUCCUCCUUUUUAUGAAGUAUUUAUCUGUAACUGACUUGAUUUACAUGGCAGGUAUAGCAGAUACCCAAAAACCUCUUCAAAGUUCAUGUAUAUAGACAUGUGCGUGUGCACACAUACGGUGUCUCUUCAAAAUGAAUUGUUUAGGAGUCUGAACACCUCAUUCCAUGCAAAUGUUCCAGAGUGAUCAGUAUUUAUUGGAAGUUUGUCUUUACGUGUAUAUUCCAGGGUAAGAAGCAAUGCCCUGCUCCUUUAUUGUAGUACCUUGUCUUAGCUUUUGAUGAGUAGUUCUUGCUACACUUACAGAAGAGAUACUAGCCUAUGACUUCAUGAAUAUAUGGUUACACUGUAGAAUUUUAAAAAUGAGUUAUGAAGAAUAAACUUUAACAAUUGAUAAAA